AUGUACGUGUUCGGGCUGGGCGCCGCGGCGCACGUGGAGACGCUCAACGCGCUGGCGUCGCACAAGGAGGGCGAGCGGCACGUGUUCCUGCUGCGCGACCUGCGCGACCUGCACGAGACCUUCCAGCGCAUGAUCGACGAGAGCGAGACCCUGAGCAUGUGCGGCCUGGCCUACGACUUCGAGAGCGCCGCGGACGAGCAGAGGAACCCGUGGCACGCGGCCAUCACCGUCACGGUGCGACACGCGUGCGCGGGGCGGGGCAGCGGCACACGCGUGUUCCGCGGCGGGGCCCACGCGUGA
This is a messenger RNA of Nothoprocta perdicaria, 300 nucleotides long. Its product is annotated as complement factor B-like. NCBI's taxonomy places the organism in Eukaryota, Metazoa, Chordata, Aves, Tinamiformes, Tinamidae. The transcript is spliced from 2 exons. The coding region runs from base 1 to 300 and encodes 99 amino acids. Gene Ontology annotation, cellular component: extracellular region. Gene Ontology annotation, molecular function: serine-type endopeptidase activity. The record is from RefSeq and is a predicted model, not a curated record. Gene Ontology annotation, biological process: complement activation.